Fusarium pseudograminearum CS3096 is the source of this 1407-nucleotide messenger RNA. RefSeq lists its product as uncharacterized. Lineage: Eukaryota; Fungi; Ascomycota; Sordariomycetes; Hypocreales; Nectriaceae. The coding region runs from base 1 to 1407 and encodes 468 amino acids. The transcript is spliced from 2 exons. The record is from RefSeq and is a predicted model, not a curated record.
AUGCUUGAAAUCAUCAAACGCAUUUUCCCGGCCUCGUGGGCGCUUUACGUUGCACGACUCCUUUACGUUUGGAAGUGUCGUCUUACCUACGUCUUCUGCCGGGGUCCCUUGUCCCCAUUCAAUCUCAGGCCUCUCGCAGAGCAACAGCACAAAUUCAUGGUCGACCAAUUCGUCGAGUCAAUUGACACAGAUGCUAUCCGUACUUUAGCCUCUAAGUACACGGGCGGGUUACCCUGCAGCAUCCGAUGUCGGCAACAGGGUAGCUUCAAUGUGUGUUUCAUCCUCGACUUUCCCGGUGAUAUUGCCCGGAUUGUCAGGCUUCCAAUCGAACCAGCGGUUUAUAACGUAUGGGAUAAGGUAUGCAGCGAGGUUUAUAUGUGCGUGACCAUACAAAUAUUCCUGUUCCUCGAGUAUACGCAUACGGUUGGCUUCUGGCAUCGACUAAUCAGGCCGAUACUUCACCGGCAAGAAACCUUCACUCCGCAGUCAGCCACAAACCAUCGUUUGGGGCUGAAAGUCGUUGGUGCCAUUUCCAUGCGCAGGAAUGAACUCCAGAUUGAUGGCUACCGAGCUCCACGCUCUAUAUCUACCACUACCAACGAGUUCUUCAGAGAACGAUACCAGUUGCUUCAGUAUAUGUGGAAAAUGCCUUCCCAAGAACUUAGUAGAGAGGAGGCUGAGCGCGACGAGUUUGCGCUCCACGCCUUGAGUUUAGAGGAAACUCAAAACAUUUCGAGGCUAAAGACCGAUCCAUCAGGAGACUCUUUCUAUAUGGCCCAUCCUGACCUUCGCGUUGAUAAUAUUAUUGUCGACGACGAACUUCGUAUUCGCGGCAUUAUUGACUGGGAGUUUUCGGUUACAGUCCCGCGUUACGCUUUCUUACCUCCAUCAUGGCUUACUGGUCAUGAUACAGGAUCAAUCAUUUCUAGAGUUGAUCUCUCAUCUGAGUUCAUGAGCGUCUUGUCAUCAAAGAAGCAUAAAUCACACAGUCACUCUCAGCUUGCACAAGACUGGAGUUUUCAAGACGAUCUUAGAUUACCCAUGACAUAUAUUCUUCUAGAUCCAUCUGACCUCGUCUUUAUUUUCUAUCGAUACAUCUACCCCAGACUCUACAAGAAACCCCGCAAUGAGAUAGUCCCUCUUUUUUUCCAACCUCCCGAUAGUAAAGAUCUGCGAGCUGGUUUAGAAAGACGACUAAAUGCUUCGAAGCGGUACACGCAGUAUUUGAAGGAUCACAACCUCAUUGACGACAACGAAGAGCCCGAAUUACAACAAAUCCAUCAGUGGACUGUGGAAACACAAAAGAAGUUAGAGCAGUUGAAUAAAUGGAGUGAUGAAUCAAAAGGUAAACUAGCACGCUUGGAUAGAGAACGAGCUAUGCAAUGUGAACAAGGGGAGCAAAUGUGA